CAGUUUAUUACCGAUCAGUUGAUGAUUGAAACGCGUUCGGGUUGUUUGUACUUCAAAAAAUCAAAAAAAUUAACGUAGUGUUGGGUUUAUGUUUAUACGGUACAAGUUAAAAUGGUAAAAUAAGAAGAAAAAAUUUAAUCGUCCCAUCUUACGUUCUUUAUGUUCAUAAUCUGUGUGGGGUCCAAGUUAUGGAGAUCAUGACAGAUUUAAGAUUCGAGGAAAGUAACAGUUCAACCACUAGUAGUAUUGAUGAAGAUAAAAUUACUCGUGAUUCCCUCGUUGAAUUAUGCAAAAAUAAUGCGUCGUACUUUGUUAAUGAUACCACGGAGAACGGCCAAAGGUUGUACACAUCAUUUUUGGCAAUAGUGGACAACAUCGACGAAAUUUGCCCCAUAGUUUUAAAUUUAAAAUCAGUCGUAUCUAAAUAUGAUUUUGAUGAAAAAACACCCGCGAACGGUUACCGUAGCUUUUUACAACUCAUCGAUUUCGCUAUUACCUAUGGGAUACAACUGAAUAAGAAAAUAUGUGUCAAAAGAGAUAGUGUGUUAUUUAGAAAAGCUUAUUUUACAAAAGAAGCGGAAGCUUGCGCACAAUUAUUCGCUAGUUUAUUAUCAUGUCUAAAUUUGUUAAACAUAAUAAGGGAACACUCUGAGGAAACAUCACUUUUUACUUUGGAACAUUUAAAUAGUGAUCAGGAAACGUCUUUAUUAUACAACAUUGAUAAGGUCAAUCAAUAUUGUUUUUAUGGUCGAUGUUUGGGGUUUCAAUUUUGUGAGUCUAUGAAAGGAGCACUCAGAUUUAUUACACUUUCUAUGGCCAUUUUCUCUGAAGCUUAUUAUAGUGAAGGUUCCAUAAUAUCAAAAGCAACGUCUUCCUUUAAAAACACAACAAAAUACAUAACCGAUCCGGAAGAGAAAGCGAAACGUCUUGUGAAUAUCUCAAAAAAUGCCGAUAUCGAUUUUUGUAAAUCGUUUUGGUUCUUAUCCGAAGGCGAAUUGAUGAAACAUCUUCCAACGAUCGUCGCGCAAAGUGUUUGCGUUUCAAAAGUUAUUCAUAUUCCCACUGAACCUUUAACUUUGCAAUACGGGAGUCGAAUUGUAAACGUACCUGUACCUACGUCUCAUAUAGGAAGAAAAGCGGUUCAAGUUCGAUUAAUUAGUUGGAGGAGAAGAGAAGGAAUGAUUGGUGAAGGUACAAAUCGUUUAGAUCCACCAUGUAGAGGUUUAUUUGUGCAUUGUCACGGAGGAGGAUUCGUCGCUCAAUCUUCAAGAUCUCAUGAAUGCUAUCUUCGUCAAUGGGCAAAAGAUAUAGAUAUCCCCAUUUUAAGUAUCGAUUAUAGUUUAGCCCCUCAAGCCCCAUAUCCAAGAGCGCUCGAAGAAGUUUUAUACGCUUAUUGUUGGGCUUUAAAUAAAUGCCAUUUAUUAGGAUCGACAGGUGAACGAAUUGUGGUCGGAGGUGACUCAGCAGGAGCGAAUUUACUCGCUAGUAUGACCUUAAAAUGUUUAGAACUUGGGAUACGAAAACCAGACGGAGUUUUCAUGGCUUACGCGCCUGUUUCGAUAAGUUUCCAAGCGUCACCGGCUCGGUUAUUAUGCGUUAUGGACCCAUUAUUACCGUUCGGGUUUCUUAUGCGUUGCAUAAAAGCGUACACCCUUCCUGAUCCAUCCAAAAUAAACGGCCUCGAAACUAACAACGGAAAUUCAGACACGGAGAGUUUCGAAGAAAUCACCGAAUCGGAUCUGAUGGAUCUUCAAGCCCACAAAUCCCCCGUUUCUGAUGCCUCCGACACAUUAACUUACGCCUCGUUGAGUUCCCCACCGGAAGAAAAACAAAACGGUGCAAACGACGUCCAAUCUAGUCAAAAAUACGUUUCGGAAUUUUUGGAAAAAUACGCUUUGGAUUCAGAUACCGAUACGGAUUUAACAAAAGUACCUGAAAGUCAGUCGCAAACUUCAACGCCGAAUGUAUCAACCGAUGGGGGGGCUAUUGCGAUGCAAAAUCGGGUUGCAGCUUUCGUUUCCAAUUUACGUGGGCGAAUCGAAAGUUUUGUUCCGUCUUUGGGGAGUAGUAGUGGAGCUUCGCUUUAUUUGGAUGCGGUUAAAGAAACGAAUUUAUAUGACGAUUUAAAGUUUACUAUACCGAAGGAUAUGUAUAUUAGUCCGUAUUAUGCUCCAGAAAAUAUUUUGAUGGAGAUGCCGCCCGUUAAAAUAAUGACUGUUCAUAUGGAUCCUUGCUUAGAUGAUUGUGUAAUGUUUGCAAGAAAAUUAAAAAAAUGUGGUGUAGAUGUAUCGUUGGAUGUUUUGGGUGGUUUACCUCAUGGAUUUUUAAAUUUUAAUAUGAUUUCAAAAGAAGCAUAUGAUGCUUCAAAAUUGUGUACACAAAAAAUAUUAGAUCUAUUCGAUAUGGAAAAUCUUCCAAAUGAAACGCAAUAGCAAUUUUUCUUAUUUAUAAUAGACCGAAUAAUGUACAACCUUAAUAGAAGUGAUAUUUUUAUACCGAA
Molecule: messenger RNA, 2500 nt
Organism: Onthophagus taurus
Lineage: Eukaryota; Metazoa; Arthropoda; Insecta; Coleoptera; Scarabaeidae
Gene: Hsl
Product: Hormone-sensitive lipase
Biological process (GO): cholesterol metabolic process; triglyceride catabolic process
Cellular component (GO): cytosol
Molecular function (GO): sterol ester esterase activity; triacylglycerol lipase activity
Source: RefSeq, a predicted model, not a curated record